Messenger RNA from Aspergillus nidulans FGSC A4, 1101 nucleotides. RefSeq names its product protein btgD (gene scw4). Gene Ontology annotation, biological process: carbohydrate metabolic process. Bases 1 to 1101 code for a protein of 366 amino acids. Lineage: Eukaryota; Fungi; Ascomycota; Eurotiomycetes; Eurotiales; Aspergillaceae. The record is from RefSeq and is a predicted model, not a curated record. Gene Ontology annotation, molecular function: hydrolase activity, hydrolyzing O-glycosyl compounds. The transcript is spliced from 2 exons.
AUGAAGUGGAAUGCCUCUACUGCAGCGUUUCUGCUCAGCUGCUUAGCAGUUGCUUUUCCCAUUGAUGCUUCCGGCGUUGCUGAACCAGAAGCCAUGAUUGAAGUCAUCGUCUGGGUGGAUGAGCAUGGGCAAACACUUUCAGUCGAGACCAUGCAGCCCACUGCAACUGUUGCCAAUACUCCCACUGCCCUUCCUCCUAUCCCCGCAAUCCCAGCCCUAGAAGCACCGCACAAUCUCGAGCCUGUCAUCGCAGCCAACACCGACAUCAAAGCAAACAAUAAACCCAGCCUCGACAAAGAGUACUCAAGCUCGAUGCACCCGAAGCAAAACAUCCAAUCUUUCGGCAUCUCCUACUCUCCCUACAAUGCCGACAAUACCUGCAAGUCCCAGGAGCAGGUAAAUAUGGACAUUGACAGAUUAACCCACUACGCCUUCGUCCGCAUCUACGGUGCCGACUGUGACCAAGCCAAAAAGGUAAUCACCGCCGCCCGCCGCCAUAACCUCCAAGUCUUAGCAGGCGUUUACGACCUCCACAACCUCUACGGAAACCUCAAGACCAUCAUCGACGCUGCAAGACCAGAUCUCUCCACCCUCCACACCAUCUCAAUCGGCAAUGAACUCCUCAGCCGCGGUCAGAAUUCUGCCGGGGAAGUCACUGCCGCCGUCGAAAACGCCCGCGCCUACCUCCGCACAUUAGGCUACACUGGCCCCGUCGUCACAAUUGACACAUUCUCCAAGGUCCUCGAGCACCCUGAACUCUGCUAUGUGUCCGACUACUGCGCCGCCAACUGUCACGCCUUCUUUGAUGCAACACAAUCCCCUGAAACUGCAGGCUCCUACGUCGCUGACGUCUCGCGCCGUCUUUCCGAGGUGUCUAACGGAAAACGCACGCUUAUCACUGAGUCCGGCUGGCCGCAUAAAGGGCAAAGCAACGGGAAAGCUGUGCCGUCUAAGGAGAACCAGCAGAAGGCCAUUGAGAGCCUGCGUAAGACGUUCUGGGAUAACCAUAGUGAUCUUGUACUAUUUAGUGCGUUUGAUGAUAUGUGGAAGGUCGACAAUCAAUGGACCUUUGGGGCGGAAAAAUAUUGGGGCAUUGAAUAG